CAUGCUCACAGAGGUGGCUGCAGACACUGGCGGUGUGGUGCUCGUCUGUGCGUUCAGAGUAGUCAUGGGUCUCGCUCAGGGUUUCGUAUUCCCAUGCACACAUUCCUUGCUGGCAAAAUGGAUCCCACCCAAAGAAAGUGAUGUUUUGGGAACAGCUGUUUACACAGGUGAUCAGCUGGGCACAGUAGUAGCAAUGAUUAUAUCAGGAGCAUUAGCUCAGAGUGCUCUUGGGUGGCCAUCUAUAUUCUACUUCUUUGGUGGACUUUCCAUACUUUGGGGAAUGAUAUUAUUCUGGUUUGGAGGGAAUACUCCUUCUGGACAUAAGAAUAUUUCUAGAGCAGAACUUAUUUAUAUUGAAGAAUCUUGGAAGGACGUCUCUCGUGAACGAAAGAAGUUUCCAACGCCGUGGAUAUCAAUUUUCACAUCACUGCCCGUAUUUGCUUCUAUAGUAGCCACUAUGUCGCUGUGCUGGGGAUACUACACACUCCUGACAGAGAUACCAACGUAUCUGAGUAAUGUUCUUCGAUUUGACAUUGCAUCUAACGGGCUACUUUCUGCACUGCCUUACGUCGUUAACUGUGCCCUGAGUCUUGCCUUCAGCUGGGUCAUCAACAGCGUAGAGAAGAAGGAAAUAUUUAGCAAGGGGACAUUGAGGAAGGUGGCCAAUUCCAUUGGUUACUGGAUCCCAGCAGCGGCUUUGGUAGCUCUCAGCUUCAUCCCAGUAGAUGACCCAACGGCAGCUGUGAUCUUGCUGACUGUCUCCGUCGGUUUUAAUAGUAUCAGCAUCAUGGGCUACCAGAUGAACCUUAUCGACAUCGCACCGAACUUCUCUGGCCUGAUGAUGGGUAUUACUGGUAGUAUCGGGACACUGAUGUCAGUCGCUGCACCACUUUAUGUGGGGGCUAUAGUCAAGGAUAACACCAUUCAAGAGUGGAGAAUUGUAUUCCUCACAGCAGCUGGAGUCUUCUUUGUGGGCAAUCUGAUUUUCGUUAUUUUCGGUGAUGGCGAAGUUCAACCUUGGAACGACCCUAACUAUUCGAGAGGAAAGAAAACAGAAACUAUAGAAAAGGUUGCAGUUUGAGCCACUCUAAGUGACGCCAGUAGCCACAUGGAAUAUGUGAGAGAAACACAGGUUUCUUCACAAUAAAACUUUGCAUAUAAAGAAGACACAGGGAAGGAAAACUCUGCAAAACAUACACUUUCUCCGCAACUUGAUUAACAUACCAA
Molecule: messenger RNA, 1227 nt
Organism: Schistocerca serialis cubense
Lineage: Eukaryota; Metazoa; Arthropoda; Insecta; Orthoptera; Acrididae
Product: putative inorganic phosphate cotransporter
Exons: 8
Coding region: 2-1081 (359 amino acids)
Biological process (GO): transmembrane transport; monoatomic anion transport
Cellular component (GO): plasma membrane
Molecular function (GO): transmembrane transporter activity
Source: RefSeq, a predicted model, not a curated record